AUGGACGAGGAGGAUAUGGGGCAGCGGAGACAGGGCGAGCCGCGGCUGGUCCCUGCUGGUAUGCCUGAGCACUCGGCGCAGGAGCCGCGUGUGCAGCAAGGGGAGCCGGGACAGCCGCAGGAGCAGGGGAGUGCGGUGCAGCAGCAGCAGCCAGCGAGCUGCCAGGAGUCGGCGCACUGCUCAGAGCCGCGCGCAUCGCCGCGGCCAGCAUGCCAGGGAAUUCGUCGCGCAACUGCUGCACCUCGCUUGGCGCCUCACGCCCGCGACCGUGACCUCCCCACCAGCCACCGCGGCCUCCGCGAUGCGCAUUCCGGUACGAGGGUGAGGGGCGACGCCGAGGAGAACCUCGCCCCCGCUGCGCCGCCGCACUGCCUCCAGCAGCGCCGCGACUGCUUGACUCCGCGCGCUGCUGCGCAACGGGCUGAACCGGCGCAAACGCAGGAGCGACCUGCUGCGCGGGGCCGUGGGCGGCGCCCGCCGCUGUCCCCUGCGCAGGGACACCAGCAGCAGCCUGGACAGGUGGUGACGCCGCAGGCGGCUGCGGCGCUACAGGCGCGGACGCACCAGGGGCGAGAGCACCGAGAGGAGGUGGGAGGUUUGGCGGGGGAGCAGACGCCAUUAGGAUUGGGGCCGUCGGCGACGCAGCGGCGGCGGACGGAUCCAGGGGAGCAGUUGGAGCAGCAGGAGCCUGGACGGCAGGGGCAGCAGGACCGGGGGGUGGAGCAAGCACGCUCUCAGCGGUGUGCCCUUGGUCCACCACUGACCUCGCCGCUUCUGUCACCAUCGCAGCGAACGCGUCGGCAGCAGGCAUUGGAGGACGCACGACUGCGUCAGAGCGCGGGGGAAGGAAAUCGAGGAGGCCCACAGCUGGCCGCGGCCAGCGCGCGGUCGAGAGGAGGACGCGCCGGAGGUCGCGGGCGCGGCAGAGAGGACGAUCGCAACCCACGCCCGAAGCGCGUCAACGAAUUUCCACAUUACACCCACCCAGCCGCGACCCUCUCCACAGCGCCGAACCACCACUGCCAACCCCGCCACCGCUGCCAACCAGCCCGCCAUUCCAAACCUGACACCGGCACCUGCCACUGCACCACGUACGGUGGCGUUGGGUAA
Molecule: messenger RNA, 1110 nt
Organism: Closterium sp. Yama58-4
Lineage: Eukaryota; Viridiplantae; Streptophyta; Zygnematophyceae; Desmidiales; Closteriaceae
Source: the annotation of a GenBank genome assembly